Messenger RNA from Saccharomyces eubayanus, 441 nucleotides. It is a transcript of the gene ELF1, whose product is annotated as Elf1p. Gene Ontology annotation, molecular function: RNA polymerase II complex binding. Gene Ontology annotation, cellular component: transcription elongation factor complex. Bases 1 to 441 code for a protein of 146 amino acids. Lineage: Eukaryota; Fungi; Ascomycota; Saccharomycetes; Saccharomycetales; Saccharomycetaceae. The record is from RefSeq and is a predicted model, not a curated record. The transcript has a single exon. Gene Ontology annotation, biological process: transcription elongation by RNA polymerase II.
AUGGGUAAGAGAAAGAAGUCAACAAGAAAGCCAAGCAAGAGGCUAGUCCAAAAGCUGGAUACGAAAUUCAACUGUUUGUUUUGUAACCACGAAAAAUCUGUAUCAUGCACUCUAGAUAAAAAAAACAGUAUAGGAACUCUUUCAUGCAAGAUUUGUGGUCAGUCUUUCCAAACGCGUAUAAAUUCGCUAUCGCAACCGGUGGAUGUAUAUAGUGAUUGGUUUGAUGCUGUAGAAGAAGUCAAUUCUGGGCGCGGAAGCGACACGGAUGAUGGUGAUGAGGACUCCAAUAGUGAUUAUGAAAGUGAUUCAGAUCAAGAGGGCAUAAGCACGAAAGUUCGUGGCGAAGUCGAUUCUGAUGAGGAGGAAGUAGACUCGGACGAGGAGAGAAUAGGGCAAGUUAAAAGAGGUAGAGGCGCAUUGGUAGAUAGCGAUGAUGAAUAA